CCAAUAAAUGGCGUCCAAUUCGAAGAAUCGCAUUACUUCUGUCAUCUCGUGAUGAGGAUUACACCUCUAGAAAACCGCGAAACUUGACAUUGCAGACAACACAGUGAUCUGAAGAGUACCUUUUACUUCAACAACAAAAAUUUAGGUGGAUUUUGGAUCACGAUUAGCACUUACGUCGCUUGAAAAAAGGAAAUUAAAGGUCCAUCCUCGUGCCAGGAACCCUAAUGGCUGCAAAAAGAGAGGAAACAACUUCAGGUGUUAGAAGUGCCCGGGUCAGACUUGAUGUGUUGCUGAAAGAUCUCAUAAGGAAAACAGAGGAGAGUAGUGAGGAUGACACAAGCUAAACAGCAGGAAGUGCUGCAGCUUUUCAAAUGCCACCACCCUCUACACCCACCAAGAGAAGUGGCUCAGGAAAAACGCCAAGAAAAAGACGCAAAAAAGAUGUAGGAUAUGAUGAUGCAGAUGGAAGUAGUCAGAACCCAAGCUUUGUCAUGAAGCUGUUUGAUCGCAGUGUGGAUUUUGCCCAGUUUAAUGAAGACACAACCCUAUAUGCCCUGGCAAGAGCGUGGAUGCAAAACAAGCCCUAUGGAACCAAGCCAUCUGAUUCUCAAGAGGGCAACCAAGACAAAGAAUCUCCAACAAGCAGCCAGGAGAGUGCCAUGUCAUCUAUGUCCCAUAGUAAUGGUGACAGUGAUCCAAAGAAUGUUUACAGUUUUCCAGAUCCAGUGAAAUUAAUCGAAGACUUUGAGAUGAACAGUACUCUUCCAAAAGGGACACUCUCACUUGAUAUACAUUAUGAUUCUGAUAAAGCUCCAUCAGUGAGUGAUCUGAAAAGAAAUCACAUGGACAGGUGGAAGAAAGUGAAAUCUAAUUGGAAAGAGAGCUCGUUUAAAAGACAAGCCCGCUAUGCGCCAAGUUUAAAAAAGAUACGAGAACUCUUUGAACAUCAGUAGCCAAGACAUUUUUAGACUGUCUGAAUUUAACAUUUUUGAAGAUUACUUUAAUGUACAAUGUAAAUGGGUAUAUUACAUGCACAGUACAUUACUGUCAGGUUUUUUGUAUCAUCUUGUGUUAUAGAUUAUCAUAUAGCUUCAGGGCUCGACACUAACUUUUCAACUGACUAGACAAGUGGCUAGUGACGUCUUAGAUUUUACAACAAUUUCAGUUUGUUUACUGGCCAAACUGGCUAGCGGAAAUAGAAAACCACUUGCCAAAACUGAAUUUUUGCUAUUUUGUGACUAGUGGGCUACCGUUAGUGUCAAGCCCUGUAGCUUGCAGUCAUUCAGAACUUCAAUGUAAUAGUGAAAGAUAAAAUGGAAAAAGCCAUUGAUAGAUGCAUCAGAAGUUAACAGCAAUAGCUGUGUAGGUUACAUGUAAGGCCUUGAUUAAUCUAUUUCACCGAUCGAAGAGAGCAUGCCAUCCCUUUAUUUGCCAAAGCAAAAAUUCUGCCUGUUACGUUCCUAUAUUAUGAAGCCGUAAGUAAACUUAUGUUUGACGUGCACAACCAGAGGGCUCCCAUUAAUAUUUUGAAACUAUUUACUAAAACAUCUCAUAUUCAUACCUACAAUACUCGAUCAUCCAAAUCGCAGCUCUUUAGUACAAAGUACUCUAAACUUAACCUACAAAAAA
Stylophora pistillata is the source of this 1629-nucleotide messenger RNA. RefSeq names its product protein lin-37 homolog. NCBI's taxonomy places the organism in Eukaryota, Metazoa, Cnidaria, Anthozoa, Scleractinia, Pocilloporidae. The record is from RefSeq and is a predicted model, not a curated record. Gene Ontology annotation, cellular component: Myb complex; transcription repressor complex. Gene Ontology annotation, biological process: negative regulation of transcription by RNA polymerase II.